AUGUCGACUGAAGAGCGCGCACUUGUCCGCAAGAUCGACUUCUUUGUGAUGCCCAUCAUUUGCACAAUCAACCUGCUACAGUUCAUUGACAAAUCCACAAUCAAUUAUGCUGCCGUGAUGGGCUUCAAAGAAGACCUGCAACUGGUUGACAACCAGUACAGCUUGCUCGGCUCGAUCUUCUACCUCGGAUACCUCUUGUACCAGUUACCAAACAAUUACUUUUUACAACGGUUCCCCAUCGGUCGAUACAUAGGCACAAUUGUAUUCGUCUGGGGCGCCGUACUCGCAUGUACGGCUACCGGCACAAACUUCUCUCAAAUGGCUGCACUGCGUUUCUUGUUGGGCUUCUUUGAGGCCGGCAUUUAUCCCUGCUUGACACUUUUGGUAAGCACGUUUUACCGCCGUCACGAACAAGCUGCGCGUCUUGGUGCCUUUUGGCUUUGCAACGGUAUUGCUCUUGUCGUCGGUGGCCUGAUCAGUUACGGUAUUGGUCGAAUGACCAAUACUAUGGGACUAACCAACUGGCAAUGGAUUAUGAUCAUUCUUGGCUGUAUCACCUCUGCCAUGGGUGUAUUCAGCUUCUUCUGCCUGAUCGACAACCCAAAGGCCAAAGCACUCAACCUCAACGCCGAACAAGAGAUCCUCGUCGAAGAACGCACUCGAGACAACGCUGUAGUCCGCACCACAACGAUCAAACGUGAUCAGAUCUUGGAGGCUUGCAAAGAACUUCGAUUCUGGUGUUUCUGUGUUGCAUGCUUGUUGAUCAACUUGCAAAAUGGAGCCAUGACUAUCUAUAACGCUCAGAUCACCGAAGGUUUCGGCUUCACCGGCCUCGACUCGAUUCUCCUCACCAUCGGAGCCGGUGGAUCGACCGUUUUGUUUAUUGUCUUGGGCGUCUGGUGCGUCAACAAGUUCAAGCAAACGCUGUAUACAGCAUGUGGCCUCAUGUUUAUUGAUAUCAUUGGGUUGAUCCUCUUGAUCGUCAUCCCCACCCCGCGUGUUAAACUCGUCGGCUUUUACAUGGCCUGGUCCUACUGUGCCGCCUAUGUCUUGCUCGUCACGUCCAUCUCUAACAAUGUUAGCGGCUAUACCAAAAAGAUCUUUUAUAACGGCAUUUUGAUGGUGUUCUACACGCUGGGCAACUUUUGCGGUCCAUUGAUGAUGGUGGAAACUCAAGCUCCAACCUAUGUUGGAGGAAUGGUCGGUUAUUGCUGCGCGAAUGUUGUUGUCGUAAUUUUGUUGCUUGUCGCUCGCUGGCAAAUGAGCGUUAUGAACAAGCGACGCCUAGCAAGACCAUCGUCUAUCUUGACCAACGUGGAAGAUGAUCUCAGUGACCAGCAAGAUUCCAACUUCUUGUAUCGACUGUAG
This is a messenger RNA of Zychaea mexicana, 1368 nucleotides long. Its product is annotated as major facilitator superfamily domain-containing protein. Gene Ontology annotation, molecular function: transmembrane transporter activity. Gene Ontology annotation, cellular component: membrane. Bases 1 to 1368 code for a protein of 455 amino acids. NCBI's taxonomy places the organism in Eukaryota, Fungi, Mucoromycota, Mucoromycetes, Mucorales, Lichtheimiaceae. The record is from RefSeq and is a predicted model, not a curated record. The transcript has 7 exons. Gene Ontology annotation, biological process: transmembrane transport.